CAUCAGCACGCCCACAGUGUCCUCAAUAAAGUAAUUAUUACUUUUCUUACAUUGUCAACAAAAAUCUAAUUUGUGGAAGACCUGUUACAUUGGAAUGCAUUUUUAAUUCACAGAUUUACCUGAUGUAGUGACUGGUGAAUGCAGGUGUUAUUUCAUACAUUUAUAGCUCAAGUGCGAAAUGAGGAAGCUAAUGGAGCAAAAUUUCAAUAAAGGGAUACUACAUCAACAAUAAAUCUAUAAAUCAUACUGUUGAAUGUGUUUUUUUAGAAAGGAAAACUUUUAUUUCAUUCUUAGUAAUACUGUACCUGUGCAUGAACUCAAGCCAUUUUAUCAAGGGGAUGUGAGACUUCGUGAAUAUCGAGCCAUUGCGUACAGACUGUGGAGAACUUCUAUGAUGCUUACAAACCCUGUGGGAAAAGAAGGCAAAUGCUAAGAAGUAAGCUACCUCAUUUAAAAGAUAUUUUAAAAAGUAUGUUACAGGCAAGCUAGAGCAUAACUAGUGAUUUCCAACUUUUAAUGUGACAGUAGACUAAUGCUAAUUUCAGACUUCUCUUUAACAAGACACAAUCAAAUUAGAACGUUACUACUUAAUGCUAUGCUGUCAACUUUCAAGGUUUUCUUAAAUAACAAAUAAUAAUAACUUAAUUAGCAAGUUAGUUAGCUUGUGCUUACCACCACAGCCCAUCUUUGACAUGGCAGGUCACCAGAUGCAUGCGACGAUUGCAUUUUACACACUUUACGGUCCUCCUCAGUAUCCCACGUUUCUGCAUCCAUCUAAUUAUUUUUCUUCUGUUCUUCUUUGUAUCUGACAGCCUAAUUAUUUUCAUCAGUUCUCUCACUUGUACCAUUGCAAACAAUGACCGCUGGCCCGUUCCGCUCGCGCAGUCGGAGUUCCGCGCCUCUUUGCAAAAGCAGGAAGGUCAGGAAGUACGUCACUUCGAUUUUGUGAUUGCUUGAUUAAUAGACAAUACAUCUCAUUACAUUGCUACCAACACAAGCCUGGUUUUCGUGGGUUUACUAUUCUUUAUUAUACUUUUUCAUAAUGUUUUUAAUCAUCCUCUUUUUUUGUUGUGGUAAUUGUAAUACCCGUGAUGUUUGAAUUUGAACUGAAUGCGCGCUUUCACGUAACGUCAACGUCCCCCUGGCUAACGAGAGCUAUCGAUCCACACACAGGAGUGCUGCAUCUGGCGUGAAAGCUUCAUCGUAUAAAGGUAACCGUACCAGGAAAGCAAAGUAGCUAGUACCACCAACGUUUGCCUUAGAGAUGGAAACUCGUUUGACCAAAAGGGUGUGUGAGGCGAUGAAGGCCGAGGAAGCUCAGGAAGAAGUUGUGGACGAGACAAACAAGGACAACCAGACAGAUGUGGAAGAGGUCCCCGUUCGACUGAAGAAAAAGAAGCUAGUCAAAUAUUCCCCAAAGAAACUGAUGUCUCCAACAGGGGCAUUGGAGUUGGCCAAGCUGAAAGAACAAGCCAAGGUGGAUCAACACAAGAUUAAACACCUUGAGGACCGCAUUAAAUACCUGGAAGAGGCCAACAGGGAUCUAAAAAAUGACAAGGACUUCCUCCUUUCUCAAAUUAAGGGAGCCUCCAACAUGCCUGGAUCUACUGGGAAAGGUUCCAGCAAGGCUGCUCUGGAACUUACUUCAACUUCGACAUCUCCGUGCCCAUCCUCAGAAUCCAGUUUCUCAUCAUCCUCAGAGGAAGAGGAGCAGAAGAAGAAGAAAAAGAAGAAGGCCAAGAAGUCCAAGAAACACCUUGCUUCUCACAGCCGUUCAAGGAUGACCACAACGGAUGGAGUUAUCCGCCGCUACAAGAAUGCCCUGCACAUUUUCAACAAGUAUGGAUCCAUGAAAAGGGCCUUUGCCAAAAUCAACGUUGACCGCAACACAAUUGCAAGAACAGCAGCAAUUGCUGAACUAGCAAUCACAUUUCCAGACACAUUCAAGGAGCUGCUUCCACAAGAUGAAGCAAAUGAGAAGAUGUCUGUGUUUGCAGAGCGGUGCAGGGAGGCCAUAACAGAGGAGAUGGCUGGAAUAAUCACAGCAAAGAAAAAAAUUGGAAAACUCCUCCCAAUCAUGUAUAAAUACACUUAAUAAUGUCAUGAUCAUAUUCAUUCUGAAUAUUGUUGCCGAUGUUAAGUUAUUUUGUUCCUACACACAGACCAUAUGUUGUACCGACCUGCUUGAGGAGAAGUAAUGCAACAGAUUAUUCUGUUUAAAUUUUUGUGUUCAAAUGCAUUAGGAAUAAAACUAUCACAGCUAAGAGAAAAAGCAGAAAACUCCUCCCAGUAAUGUAAACUUAAAUUUCAAAAUGUUGAUCAAUGUUAAUAUUCAGUUUUUCCAUAUUGACUGUUACAACACUGCUUGAGAAGUGAAGCAGCAGCUACUUUGUCAAUGGUUUAUGUUUAAAUGCAGAAAGGAAAAAUAUCUUGUCUUUUGAUAUUGUUUAGACAUCAUUUGACAAUGUAAUUAUCCUUAAUUAUGUUUCAAUAAAAAGUCG
Molecule: messenger RNA, 2501 nt
Organism: Melanotaenia boesemani (Boeseman's rainbowfish)
Lineage: Eukaryota; Metazoa; Chordata; Actinopteri; Atheriniformes; Melanotaeniidae
Product: coiled-coil domain-containing protein 106-like
Exons: 5
Coding region: 1265-2095 (276 amino acids)
Cellular component (GO): nucleoplasm
Source: RefSeq, a predicted model, not a curated record